Molecule: messenger RNA, 3993 nt
Organism: Pimephales promelas (fathead minnow)
Lineage: Eukaryota; Metazoa; Chordata; Actinopteri; Cypriniformes; Leuciscidae
Gene: klhl17
Product: kelch-like family member 17
Molecular function (GO): protein binding
Source: RefSeq, a predicted model, not a curated record
GUGAUGUAGCAUGUCAACUCACCACGCAGACGCACGGCUAAAUAAAUCACCACAUGCAUCCGACUUAAUAAUAACACACGGACAAAACUGGAGAGAGCGCUACACAAAAAGAAACGAGUCUUGUCAAUCAGACACAGACGACAGUGUCCUAGAGUGAGGCCCAGGCUCCAGCAGGCCUUGGAGAGCACCGGUAUGAUGGAGGGGGGUAUGCAGCUGCUGAACCGGGAUGGCCACAGCAUUUCGCACAACUCCAAACGCCACUACCACGACUCCUUCGUGUCCAUGAACCGCAUGCGGCAGCGCGGCCUGCUCUGCGACAUUGUGCUUCAUGUGGCCAACAAGGAGAUCAAGGCACACAAGGUGGUGCUGGCCUCCUGCAGUCCAUACUUCCAUGCCAUGUUUACAAAUGAGAUGUCAGAGAGCCGUCAGACCCACGUGACCCUGCAUGACAUUGACCCUCAGGCUCUGGAGCAGCUGGUGCAGUACGCCUACACUGCAGAAAUCGUAGUCGGAGAAGGAAAUGUGCAGACCUUGUUACCAGCAGCUAGUCUCCUGCAGCUCAACGGAGUGAGAGAUGCCUGCUGUAAAUUCCUUCUCAGCCAGCUGGACCCCUCAAACUGCCUGGGCAUCCGUGGCUUUGCAGACACUCACUCCUGCAGCGACCUUCUCAAGUCAGCCCAUAAGUACGUCCUGCAGCACUUCGUAGAGGUUUCGAAGACUGAGGAGUUUAUGCUGCUACCUCUCAAACAGGUACUGGAUCUGAUCUCCAGUGAUAACCUGAAUGUCCCAUCAGAGGAGGAGGUGUACAGGGCUGUGCUGAGCUGGGUCAAGCAUGACAUUGAUGGGCGGAGGCAACAUGUGCCCCGGCUGAUGAAGUGUGUGCGUCUGCCCUUGCUGACACGAGACUUCCUGAUGAGUAAUGUGGAUACAGAGCUGCUGGUGCGUCACCACUCCGAGUGCAAAGACCUGCUGAUCGAGGCGCUGAAGUAUCACCUGAUGCCCGAGCAGAGGGGCGUCCUCAGUAACAGCCGUACCCGACCGCGUCGGUGCGAGGGAGCCAGUCCGGUCCUCUUCGCCGUAGGUGGGGGCAGUCUUUUUGCUAUUCAUGGAGACUGUGAGGCCUAUGACACCAGGACCGACCGCUGGCACAUGGUUGCGUCUAUGUCAACACGGCGGGCACGAGUCGGAGUGGCUGCUAUCGGAAACAAGCUCUAUGCUGUGGGCGGGUAUGAUGGCACCUCUGAUUUGGCUACUGUAGAGUCGUAUGACCCAGUAACAAAUGUGUGGCAACCUGAAGUGUCUAUGGGAACAAGGAGGAGCUGUUUAGGUGUGGCGGUCCUGCAUGGGUUGUUGUAUGCAGCGGGAGGAUAUGAUGGUGCUUCCUGUCUUAACAGUGCGGAGAGGUAUGACCCUUUGACCAGUACCUGGACCUCCAUUGCUGCCAUGAGCACCAGAAGGAGAUAUGUUAGAGUGGCCACAUUAGAUGGCAGUUUGUACGCUGUCGGUGGGUACGACAGUUCCUCACACUUAGCAACAGUUGAAAAAUACGACCCUCAGAGUAAUGUCUGGACUGCCAUUGCCAACAUGCUGAGCAGGAGGAGCAGUGCAGGGGUGGCUGUACUGGAGGGCAUGCUUUAUGUUGCAGGGGGCAAUGACGGUACCAGCUGCCUAAAUUCAGUGGAACGGUACAAUCCAAAAACCAACACCUGGGAGGGAGUGGCCCCUAUGAACAUUCGCAGGAGCACCCAUGACCUGGUCGCCAUGGAUGGCUGGUUAUACGCGGUUGGAGGCAAUGAUGGCAGCUCUAGUCUCAACUCUAUAGAAAAAUACAACCCUCGUAGCAACAAGUGGGUGGCGGCGUCAUGCAUGUUCACGCGCCGUAGCAGCGUUGGAGUCGCUGUCCUGGAGCUCCUCAACUUUCCUCCCCCGUCAUCUCCCACUCUUUCCGUCUCCUCCACAAGUCUUUGACAAAGGGUAAAAACCCGGCUUAGCUCCAGCGGCCUGCCCUGCGUGGCAAAGAGGCGCAACUGCUCGGUUUGAGCACCGGACGAGGAGCGUUUCGUGGGCAACAGCGGCCUCCCUCUGCCUGGAGGAAUACUGCAGCAUUCCAACAGAUCACAAGGGUAAAAAAGGAUGAAAAGAAAAAUCCCACACUCUCACAACUCUCACCCUAUAAACCCCAGUGCUUGAAAGUGCAAAAUAAUGUCGCUCGGCCAUUUUGCGGUCACUUUGUGUAUGAUGUAUAUCUAAAUGUAUAUUUAAUUUAUGUUUACGAUUCUUUUUUGAAAUAUUAAGAAAUAAUAUAUUAAACCGAGAAAAAAAAAGUAUGAACAACUUUAGGAAUGUAGCUCUUGACAGGUUCUGCCACGCAUGUUUACAGAAAUUUCGUCUUGGCAGAACACAAUAAUGUAGUGCUGCUGUGCCACACUAGGUGGUAGUAAUGUGCAAUGCUGCCCUGUCUCACCACAGAAGCGCAUGGACAUUUACAAGCAGGAAAUUCUCACAAAGCGGGGGCUGGACUCUACACUACAUACAGCUGAGUCUGCUCAGAUCAUGUUGAUAACAUAAUAUACGUUUUAUGUAUUUUCCCAUUUAUUUAUCAAAUGUAAUAUAAACAUAUGACACUAUUUCAGAGAUGUUUGAAGGACCACCUAUGACUUAGGAGGGGAGAUAUAGUUUUAUCGUACUUAUUGCAUAUCAGAGAAGCGCUGGUGUUUGGUAUGAAAUGUGAGUGUUAUGGAGAAAAGUUAUUUUGUGUUUUAUCCAGCAGACAUGUUCGGUUUGAUUUCUAGAGUCAUGCAUUACAAGCUCUACAAACUCUUCUAAUAUGACACGUUUAUAUCACAAACCAGGAGAAAUGUCUUUCUGAUAAAGACUAUAGCCAUACCUAAAAUCUAGCUGUGACAUUAAAGCUGCACUUUCUCGUGUUUUUCGAAAGGGUGAUCGGUGCUCAGAACUAAUUCUGAUUAACUAACGGGUAAUCGGUAAUACUGACACUUCAAUAUCAAGCCCUUCAAUGUGAGUAACUCGGCUAUUAUAAGCUCUAUAUGUUGUAUGUCACGUUUCUUAAUAUUUUUGUCAUAAGUCUUUAGUUGAUAACAUUGAACCAUGUCAUUGUAUACUGCAUUUUCUACAUUUUGCUUAGGGUUGUCCGCUUCGGCAGCUCGAUCGGAUCUAGACAGUAUGUGUGUGUUGUGCUGUGAUGUCAUUGGUAACAGCCACUACCAAUGCAUCUUACCUCAGAUUGGCAGAUGAGUGAACAGUGGGUUUUGUGAUUAGUUGAACUGAUGAGAGCACAGAUCACCCCAGAUGUAUUCACCAAAAUGUUGUUCCAAACCUGUAUGACGUUGGUUGCUACGUAUAACACACAAAAAGGAGAUAUUUAGUAGAAUGUCUAAGCUGUUUUUUGUCUGUACAAUAAAAGUAAAUGUGGAAAGGGACAGUCGUAUGGAAAAAGAGCAGCUUGGACAUUCUGCUAAAUAUUUUCUUUUAUGUUCCACAGAAGAAAGAAACGCAAACAGUUUGGAACGACAUGAGGGUGAGUAAAUAUUAACAUUUUUGUGUGAACUAUCCUUUAAGUAAAUUCUGCUCUCUCUAAAAUGUAGUGUAGUAUUAUAUGAUUUCAAAACUUCUGAGAAGUUACGAUUUUAUUUCCUUUUUUAAGGACUUUAAUUCUGAGAAACAUGUUUAAGGUCAGUAUAUAUUUGUGUCCAGGGAGAUUAGAGUGCUGUGUGUGUGUUCAUCCUUCACUUUGACAAUACACCACAGGACCACGAGCCCACAGAAAGGAAUUACAGUAUGUAUAUAACCAAAUAUCCUGAAACUUUGUGCAAUGUCAACGUAACUGGCUGUCUUUUCUUUUGUCUUUUUUUAUUGUAAUGUUGUUGAAUGUGUUAUAUUGUGCCGGUUAUGUUUUGCUAUAUUUAAGAACAAACAUGAAUUUUUUGCACUAAUGUAAAAUGGAGCAAUAUACUGCUGUAUAAAAUAAAAAAA